Molecule: messenger RNA, 324 nt
Organism: Zingiber officinale
Lineage: Eukaryota; Viridiplantae; Streptophyta; Magnoliopsida; Zingiberales; Zingiberaceae
Exons: 2
Coding region: 1-324 (107 amino acids)
Source: RefSeq, a predicted model, not a curated record
AUGUGGAUAAUUAUCCAAACUGGAUUCGAGCUUCCACGAGACGACACUGGAAAACCAGUCUCAUGCGUGAACUGGGACACCAGCUUAAUGAAGAAGAUUGAAGCCGACGCCAAAGCAACUUGCAAGCUACAAUGCGGGCUGACAAAAGAAGAACUGAACAAAGUUGGCCCUUUCUUAAGCGCGAAAGAGCUGUGGGAAAAAUUGAUCGAGCUGCACAAAGGCACCUCCGAUACAAAAGAAGGUGAGACGUCUAGCCAACUUCAUGCGCGGAUUCAAGAUCUACUGAAUGGACUCCACGCGAUCGGACAGGAGGUAGGAAAUUGA